Phyllostomus hastatus (greater spear-nosed bat) is the source of this 4133-nucleotide messenger RNA. RefSeq names its product solute carrier family 43 member 2 (gene SLC43A2). The transcript has 14 exons. NCBI's taxonomy places the organism in Eukaryota, Metazoa, Chordata, Mammalia, Chiroptera, Phyllostomidae. Gene Ontology annotation, biological process: neutral amino acid transport; transmembrane transport. Bases 438 to 2141 code for a protein of 567 amino acids. Gene Ontology annotation, molecular function: neutral L-amino acid transmembrane transporter activity; L-amino acid transmembrane transporter activity. The record is from RefSeq and is a predicted model, not a curated record.
UGAAUAGAAAAAGAAAGACUGGGUAGAUGAGGAGCUGCCAGUAGAUAUGACGAGUUGAAGAAGAACAAAGAAAUAGAAGGACGGGGCUCUGCUUCCAUCGAAGCAGGAAAAUUACCUGGGAAGCCACCCAGGAUGAGGGUCGCGCAGGUGGCUCGCGCCGCCGGUUUGAACCGGCUUCGCCUCGCCCAUGCGGGGUUCGCGUGGCCGCGGCGCCUAGCGACCUACACAGCGGCCAAUGGAGCGGCAGUUCCUGUGCCAUCAGGCCAAUCAGUGAGCCCUAGGCGGACCGAACGGAGCUCGGUGCGCUGAUCUUCUGGUUGAAGAAACCAGCUCUGGGGAAGGGUCUCCGGCGCGGGCGGGAGGGCGCCUAUCAGGUUCCGAGCCAGUAGUGGCUCUCAGGUGGCUGCAGAGCCGGAGCCGAGCCACCUAGCCGCGUCAUGGCGCCCACCCUCGCCACUGCCCAUCGGCGCCGCUGGUGGAUGGCCUGCACAGCCGUGUUGGAAAACCUCCUCUUUUCGGCAGUCCUCCUGGGCUGGGGCUCGCUGCUCAUCAUGCUCAAGUCGGAAGGCUUUUACUCCUACCUGUGUACUGAUCCAGGGAAUGUCACCAAUGGAACAGUGGGGGGUACAGCAAAACCAGGACAGGAGGAGGAGGUGACCUUGGUGAAUGGCUGGCUCAGCUGCAAGGCCCAGGAUGAGAUGCUAAACUUGGCCUUCACCGUGGGCUCCUUCCUGCUCAGUGCCAUCACCCUGCCCCUGGGCAUCGUCAUGGACAAGUACGGCCCAAGGAAGCUCAGGUUGCUGGGCAGUGCCUGCUUUGCUGUCUCCUGCUUGCUGAUUGCAUAUGGAGCCAGUCGCCCAGACUCUCUCUCUGUGCUCAUCUUCAUCUCCCUGUCUCUGAACGGCUUUGGUGGGAUGUGUAUGACUUUCACCUCGUUAACCCUGCCCAACAUGUUUGGUGACCUUCGGUCCACGUUUAUUGCCUUGAUGAUUGGGUCCUAUGCCUCCUCAGCAGUCACCUUCCCAGGAAUCAAGGUCAUCUAUGACUUUGGUGUCACCUUCAUCACCAUCCUCGUGGUCUGGGCUGGCUGCUCUGGGCUAGUUUUCCUCAACUGCUUCUUCAACUGGCCUCUGGAGCCUUUCCCAGGGCCAGAGGACAUGGACUACUCGGUGAAGAUCAAGUUCAGUUGGCUGGGCUUUGACCACAAGAUCACAGGGAAGCAGUUCUACAAGCAGGUGACUACGGUGGGGCGCCGCCUCAGUGUGGGUAGCUCCAUGAGGAGUGCCAAGGAGCAGACGGCCCUGCAGGAGGGCCACAAGCUGUGCCUGUCCACCGUCGACCUGGAGGUGAAGUGCCAGCCAGACGCUGCAGCCCCGUCCUUCAUGCAGAGCAUAUUCAGCCCCAUCCUGCUGCUCAGCCUCGUCACCAUGUGCAUCACGCAGCUGCGGCUCAUUUUCUACAUGGGCGCCAUGAACAACAUCCUCAAGUUCCUGGUCAGCGGCGAUCAGGGCAAAGUUAGCCUCUACACCUCCAUCUUUGGUGUGCUCCAGCUGCUCUGCCUGCUGACAGCCCCCAUCAUCGGCUGCAUCAUGGACUGGAGGCUGAAGGAAUGCGAAGAUGCCUCUGAGGAGCCCGAAGAGAAAGACACCAACCAGGGCGAGAAGAAGAAGCGGGACCGGCAGAUCCAGAAGAUCACCAACGCCAUGCGGGCUUUUGCCUUCACAAACGUGCUGCUCGUGGGCUUUGGGGUGACUUGCCUCAUUCCCAACCUGCCCCUCCAGAUCCUCUCCUUCAUCCUGCACACAGUUGUGCGGGGAUUCAUCCACUCUGCCAUUGGGGGCCUGUACGCCGCAGUGUAUCCCUCCACCCAGUUUGGCAGCCUCACAGGACUACAGUCUUUGGUCAGUGCCCUCUUCGCUCUCCUGCAGCAGCCCCUGUUUCUGGCCAUGAUGGGUCCCCUCCAAGGAGAUCCUCUGUGGGUGAAUGUGGGGCUGCUUGUCCUGAGCAUGCUGGGGUUCUGCCUUCCCCUCUACCUCAUCUGGUACCGGCGCCAGCUGGAGAGGCAGCUGCAGCAGAAGAGGGAAAACGACAAGCUUUUCCUCAAGCUCAACGGGUCAUCCAACCAGGAGGCUUUCGUGUAGUGCCCACCACCUCAGAACUGUGGCGUCCUGCCCCUGCUUCAGUGACUCACCAGUGUCCUCCACACACCCCCAGGAACCUCUUCUUCACCGUGUUGGAGUCCAUGCCCCCUCCCAGGGCCUUGGUCCUGCCAUGGAGCUCUGCUGUGGAAGGACAGGAGAGGGCCUGGAUGUGAUUUUUCCUACUGCUGGAAGCAGGGGCCUCCCUGGGCUUUGUCCAGCUACCUUUGAGGGGCUCUGGAGCCUUGAGGCUCCAUGGUGCCUGCAAGAGGAGCCAGGAGGAUCACCGGCAGGCAGGCUCUGUCCCUCAAGCAUCUGGAUUCUGCCUCUUGCCAAAGCAGAGGGGUCUGCCAUUCACUGUCUACCACCUACCCCUCAGCUGCAUGCCCACCAACCACACCUGCCUGAGGACAAAGGCUUGCACUGUCAGCACCCACUCGCCUGGCCCCUCAUCUCCCCUGGUCAGUCUGAGGCUGCCUGAGGAAGGAAGGACCCGCUUCCUGUUGAUGGUGCUAACUCCUUUGUAAUUCCAGCCCCAAAUGGCCUGUCCCUAGCCUGUCCUCUCAUUUAGAGGCCUGUGAGGAAGGACCCUGGCUUACAGCCUGGGGAGGGGAUGGGGGGCUGGAUGGUCAUACUAGGUUCAGGAGCUGGGGACAAAGGCGAUCAGCAGUCCCUAACCUCCUCCCUUAGGACCUAAGUGGAGAGCAGGCAUCCACUGCCACCCUUCAUCCAGUCUGUGACCUGAAGGAAACAAAAGGGACACCAGUAGGGCACACACCCCCAUACACACACAUAUGCACGUGCACACACACACACACACACACACACACACACACACACACACACACACAGCUAUUUUUGUGGGGGUGGAAGUGAGACUGGCUGAUAGACAUGGAAGUCUAGGCCGGAUGGGGAGGUAGGUAUGCGAAGGACCUAGGGCUGUGUGCAUGUGUGGGUGUGUACGUGUGAGAGAGGUGUGUGGGAAGGUGGUAGGGUGUGGGCCCUGGGUGUCUGCACUCAUUCUCCCAGAGCUGCCCAGAGGACUGCCCGGCCUGCAGUAGGGGGAGUGCCCUGGGGCCAGCUUGGCUGGUCCCAAAGCUUGUUGGAGGCUGUGGAGUCACAGUGCCCCCUGCUGGCAGACUCCCCGAGGGCCCUGGCGCUGUUUACAUGGGAGCAGAUCCCCUUCUGCCAGACAGGCCUGAUUUACCAAUCCACCCACCAGGACUUACCCAGAAAUGGGUCUUGGACUUCCUGGGAGCGUGGAGAGGGCUGGGUGGAUUUUUAGGUUUAUGGUUUUGUGUGUGUGGUAGGGGGGUGUUUUAAAUUUUAUCAGACUCCUUUUUAUAAAGCAAUAAGUCCAUUUCCCUCCUGUUAAGAGUUGCCCCUGCUAGCCUAUCAGCUACAGUCUACAUGUGCCUGUUUUGAGCUUGAGGAGAAAAGGCAAGACAAUUAUAAAACUAUACACCUGAAACCCGUAUAAUUUUAUUAACCAAUGGCACCCCAAUAAAUUCAAUUAAAAAUAAAACAAGAAAAGACAAGAGUUUCUGACCCCAGUCCCUCUCGUACCCAGCUGCUGACAGUCUCUCUGGAUGAUUGCCAGCUUGGGAGGGGAAGGGCCAGGAAAAGAGCCCCCAGAGCCCCCAAACAAAUUGGGUUUGUGCCAGCAUCUUUCAAGUAUGGGCCACCCCCUCCUCUGCUGUUCCUCCCAGCCAAACAGGCUGAUCCUGACCCCCUUUUACCCCUGGUCAGAUCUCCUGUCACUGGUCAGCUCUCCUGAAGGUCCCUCCUGAGUUCAAGAUCGCGGGGCGGUUCCAGAAGAGCCUCCUGCUCAAAGAGGCAGCGGCAGAGUGUGGCGGGGGCAGUAGACAGAGCAGGAAGGGACAGGUCUGGGCCCAGAUACCAGCUGUGUGUCUACAGCUGGGCACCUUGAACACGUCGAAUCUCCCUAGGCUUCAGUCCACUCAAACAUUAAAAAACGAGAUUUUGUUUAAAACA